Cladophialophora immunda is the source of this 1171-nucleotide messenger RNA. RefSeq lists its product as uncharacterized. The transcript has a single exon. The record is from RefSeq and is a predicted model, not a curated record. Lineage: Eukaryota; Fungi; Ascomycota; Eurotiomycetes; Chaetothyriales; Herpotrichiellaceae. Bases 80 to 1015 code for a protein of 311 amino acids.
UGAAAGUGACUCUUGGAAAAGUCUCCCACUAGGCGCUCGAGCACCAUACCGGACUAGUACUCUCCAUCUUAAUUUCAACAUGGCUGCUCCAAAGGUUAUAGUCUUUGGACCAUCUGGAGCAGUUGGGUCGGCUACCGCACGGGCUGCCCACGAACUUGGAGCGAAGGUGGUACUGGCAAUGCGGGACACCAAAAAGCCUAUUCCAGGCCUCGAUGAGGUCAAGGUGAAAGACGGCAGUUUUGAGAGAGUUCAAGCCGAUCUACACAGCCCCGACACUGUCCGCGAUGCUGUAUCUAGCACUCAAGCAACCCGUGCUUUUAUUUACAUCGCCCACGGCUCAUCCGACAACAUGAAGUCUACCAUUCUGGCGCUCAAGUCUGCCGGUAUCGACCUGGUGGUAUUGCUCAGCAGCUUCACUAUCCAAGGCGAGCCAGAGGACGUGAAACCUAGUGAGGUUAUACCCUACAUACACGCUCAAGUCGAGAUCACUUUGAAAGAAGUAUUUGGCCCAGGCGGAUACAUCGCGGCUAGACCAGGUUCAUUUGCCAGCAACACAAUUCAGUACAAGGCAGGAUUCGAGAGUGGGUUGGUCAAGAUUUUCGCACCAGAUGCUACAGUUGAUGGUAUUGCUCCAGAGGACAUUGGGAGAGCCUGUGGCACGGUUCUUGUGAAAGGACCGCUGGACGAAAACACGGCCAUGUAUCUGUACGGGCCACAAUUGAUUUCCCAAGCAGACUGCGUCAAGACACUCGCAAAAGUAUUGGGCAAGAGUCCGACCAUUGAAACGAUGGAAAGAGAGGAAGCAUACAAGAAAUUUACAGAGGAGCGUCGUUGGCCUGCUCCUCUCGUGGAAUACGCGAUCAAGCAAUCGGAGGCUAUAGACCCUGCACGCAGUCUGGUUUUUGGCUAUCCAGUUGGCGCUGAGCAGCUGUCGAGUGUCGAGAAAUACACUGGUCAGAAAGCAAUGACGUUUGAGGAAUGGGCAGAACAGCACAAGCAGAUGUUUAUCUCCUGAUAGCUGUAGAAAAUGUUGGGAGGGAACUCCACCCUUAGGGUCUGUCAUGUGCUGAAAUAACGAUUUGAUUUUCUUCUAACGCAAUGCCUACGUGCAAGCCCUUAAAUAAUAGGUACCUACCCAUUAGUGGGGUUUUCAGCACAGUUGAUGUUUUUG